AUGGCUGUCGCUUUCACAGCGCCUUUAUCCCAGGGCUUUGGGUAUGGCAUUAUCCUUGGAUUGGGAUUUGCUUUUGCCCUGGUCAUGAUCUUUAUUACAUGGGCAUUGAAACGGUACCAACAUGAAGUUCAAACCUCCGAGAUGUUCUCGACAGCUGGUCGUUCUGUCAAAUCCGGCCUCGUCGCUGCUGCCGUCGUUAGUAGCUGGACAUGGGCGGCGACUCUGCUGCAGUCGUCAGCAGUCGCGUAUAAAUAUGGAAUUUCGGGCCCUUUCUUCUAUGCUUCAGGUGCAACCGUGCAAAUCCUCCUUUUCGCGACCAUUGCCAUCGAGCUAAAACGACGAGCACCGAACGCGCAUACCUUCCUUGAAGUGAUCCGGGCUCGCUACGGCACAGUUGUCCAUGUCGUUUUCAUUGUUUUCUGCCUCAUGACAAACAUCCUCGUCACGGCCAUGCUAUUGACUGGUGGUUCUGCGGUCAUGACCUCCCUCACUGGGGUUCACACUGCGGCGGCUUGUUUCCUGCUUCCCAUUGGUGUGGUGCUGUAUACUCUCUUUGGCGGUAUCAAAGCUACCUUCAUAACGGACUACAUGCACACUGUGGUUAUCUUGGUGGUCAUUUUCCUCUUUGCGUUUUCAGCAUAUGCGACUAAUGCCGAGCUUGGCUCGCCAGGCAAGGUCUAUGAUGCCCUUGUUGAAGCUGCAAAGAGACACCCUGUCGAGGGAAAUGCGGAGGGAAGCUAUGUCACCAUGCGCUCGAAAGAGGGUGGCAUUUUCUGGAUCAUCAACUUGAUUGGCAACUUUGGAACGGUUUUCCUCGACAACGGCUACUACAACAAAGCUAUCGCCGCAAGCCCCGUCCACGCUUUUCCCGGAUAUGUCAUCGGAGGUCUUUGCUGGUUCGCCAUUCCCUGGCUCUGCGCCAGUACAAUGGGUAUCUCGGCGCUGGCCUUAGAAGGCACAAAUAGAAUGAGCGACAACGAUGUCACGGCCGGACUAGUCCUACCCUUUGCCGCAGUCAAACUUCUCGGAUACAGCGGUGCAGUGGCCACCACAUUGAUGAUAUUCAUGGCUGUCACUUCCGCUUUCUCGGCACAGCUAAUUGCCGUUUCGUCCAUUUUCACCUACGAUAUCUGGCAGGCGUAUAUUGAGCCAUCUGCCAAGGGCAAGAAGCUUGUCUGGGUAUCGCAUAUGUCUUGUAUCGUCUACUCGAUCAUCAUGGCUGGCUUUGCCACGGGGCUUUACUACGCUGGUAUUGGUAUGGGAUAUUUGUAUUUGCUUAUGGGUGUCAUUAUUUCCUCUGCUGUCUUCCCCGGCGCAAUGACUCUUCUCUGGAAGGGCCAGAAUUGGAUUGCUGCUGCUGCUUCCCCACCGCUUGGACUCGCUGUGUCUCUUAUCGCAUGGCUCGUGGUUGCGAAGAAAGAAUCCGGUAUUUUAACCGUGGACACUACAGGUGCAAACUACCCUAUGCUAGCAGGAAACGUGGCUGCCCUACUCAGUCCAAUGAUCUUCUCCCCACUCUUCACAUUCAUCUUCGGCUCCCAGAACUACGACUACGAGUCCAUGCGCGCAAUCCGCAAAGUCGACGACUCUGAAGUCGCGGCCGCAGCACACAUCGACCUAGAGCUCGUCCCGGGCGAAGGAAACGAAUCCUCCACCGCACAAACAGAAGAAGAAGAGCGUAAGCUCAACCGUGCCGCACUAUACUCGCGCACACUUACCGUCUUCAUGGCCUUCGCUUUUCUCAUCCUAUGGCCGAUCCCAAUGUACGGGAGCUCUUACGUCUUCAGUAAGAAGUUUUUCACGGGCUGGGUUGUUGUUGGCAUGAUCUGGCUCUUCUGCACAUUGUUUGGUGUUGUUGUUUUCCCGGUGUACGAGGGCCGUGAGAGCAUUAUUCGUGUAUCGCGAAUGAUGUUCCUUGAUCUUAUGGGUCGGAAGCCGGUUGUUUGGCGCGGCAAGGAGGAUUCAUCUCAUCCUUCUGGUGUUGUGACGCCGACGGAGGUUGGAGAUGAGAAGAGUAAGGAUGCAGAGGAUAUAAAGCCUUCUCUUUAG
Molecule: messenger RNA, 2049 nt
Organism: Penicillium waksmanii
Lineage: Eukaryota; Fungi; Ascomycota; Eurotiomycetes; Eurotiales; Aspergillaceae
Product: sodium:solute symporter family protein
Exons: 5
Coding region: 1-2049 (682 amino acids)
Biological process (GO): putrescine transport; spermidine transport; urea transmembrane transport
Cellular component (GO): plasma membrane
Molecular function (GO): spermidine transmembrane transporter activity; putrescine transmembrane transporter activity; urea transmembrane transporter activity
Source: RefSeq, a predicted model, not a curated record